AUAGUUUACUACAUCAAAUGCUCGGUAUUCGCUUCAUUAGUACAUGAUCGUAUAAAACUGACAGAUUGUUACAACUUGUAAAUAACAUGUCAGCAACAAUAACCAUUGCCAUUAUAUUAACAUGUUCUUUGAUUGGAGCUAUGUUUCUCUCUGCGCUGACGGGAUACCUUAAUCGUCAAAAGCGACGUAAUAGUUAAUUUUGAUCUCUUUCCGUCGAAACUGGUCUUCCUCAUCUGACAAUUCGUCUGUGGAACGGAAGAGUGAAUUGUGACAUCAGUCCUGAAACUGCAGCGAUUACACAAGAACACACAAGCAUUUAUAUUUCAUCACUUUGGAUUGAGCGAGUCUCAAGGCGAAUAUAAAAAUGAAACUAUCACUCUUUGGAUUGAUAUUAUUCUGUAUCACUACAACCGUUUUAUGUCAAGGUGAUAUUGAGGACAUCCCAGGCGAAGCUAAGGAUGAUGCAGACAUUCCUGUUUCCUGGCUUGACAUCUUGAGCAAGCUUUCCCAGAUCCUGAACGACAAGAACAACAAACCUGACAUCACCACACCGACCAACCAAUCAUAUCCCAAUCAGCCAAUUGACUACCAUACCGUCAAUGAUGACGAUAAUGUUGAGGGCACUGACGUGGCUACCACUGUUAUCUAUGAGUACGUGAAUGGAACCAAGUUCUGGGAGGACGAGGACGAUGGCAUACCACAUCCCGACACAGUUUCUCCUGUCAUUAGCGUCCUUGAUGAAGUCGAAAAGGAUGAUAACUCGUCUGCCGAUUCAACAAAUUCGCUGUCGAUCAACAACGAAGAAGCCGAGAUAUUACAACCUCCGUCAAAUCAAACGUCAUUCACAGACUCAAAUCUAACUCUCCAGGAAGCCCUCGCCAUUCUACGAGAUAGAAACCAACAAAAUAACUUCCAUGAUCAACAAGACGGGGAUGAAGAAAGGCAAGAACCACCUCAGAACAGCACCGACCACGCCGACAAUGUCCUCGACCAUCUCUCCGAAGAGACAUCACUAUCUCGUCUGUAUUAUCAUCAAGAUUACACGACAGAGACCAAUCAAAGUAUUUCAGAUGACAGGAACAGAACAGUCGAUAUAGAAGAUGUUGCAUCGGCGACUCCAACUCCACUAAAGUACAAUUACACUAUGGUUUCAACGAACGCUUCAUCAUCCAGACCUGAAGUUUUCGGAGAAAAUGCAUCUCGAACAGACAUGACAGAGAGACCUUCGAUGGAGACGACAUCACGACUUCUUGAAGUCAACACAACUUCCUUGGAAUCAGGCCAGGGUGAAACCCAGCAGUCGGAUAAUCUAACUCUCCAGAAUAUGAACAGCACGGCGGUAGGAAUCUCCUCGUCAUCAUCAUCAUCAUCAGCUGGAAAUCUAAACCAAUAUACCUACGAGACGGAAGAUGAAGGAGUCUCGCAAUCGUCAACCGGUAACGGUGUCGAGCCAUCGUUCGAGGCAUCCGUCGAACCAACCCCUACGGAACUCCCUCCGCAGUUCUGGGUCGUCAACGAUAAGGGUGAUGACAAUGAUUCGAUGUCGAAAGAAAACGACUUUUAUAGCAAACUUCUCCCAGCAACUGAUGAUGGUUCAACGGAAAACCUUAAAGACAACACGACACAGAAAUGCGACUGGAUGGGCAAGAGAAAUCACAAUGCUUUCAUCAACCUUGUCGACAAGAUCUGUCACAUUCUCAGACCUCUCCCGAUCUUCUUCAACAUCCUCAUGCUCAUGAUACUCGGUAUCAUGACCGUGGUCGUCUGCUGGCUCAUAUGUCUAUGCACGGUUCGAUGCCGUCGACGUCGACGCAGGAAGGGAGCUGAAGAGAAUGACAGCCUGAUUGAGGAAGGAACACGGAAAGAGAAGAAAUCGUUGCUAUAUCAGUUUAGCUAAUCAAAACCUUGAUAUAAUAUGGUUGCCAACAAUUCAUCACUGUAGAUCAAAAUUAUAGUGACGGUUGAAUUAACAUUUUUUUUAGACGGUGGGGGCAAGAAGAGGCAAAAUUUGUUCCAUAACUUAUAAUAAACGAGGCAGUGAAGCAAUUGAACCGAGCAUGGUGUUUUUUGCAUUAAGUAAUAAAACUUAAAGAUUUAGGCCCUUCUGACAAAGAGUUGCAGUUAACUUAGAUUGAUUUCAAACUGUGAGAUCAAGCUAAAUUUGAAUUUGCUAAGGACUAUCACAAGUCUUUGUAAGACGGGCUAAGUUGCAAACUUUGCACGUAUUGUCGUGAGAUGCCAAAUAAAGGAUUUGGACAUUUCUGGAGAUGGUGACAGCCAUUCAUGCUCUCCAUCCAACUUUAUCCAUAUUUUAUAUCUAAAUGAUAGGUGAACUGGGUGGAGGGUAAAACGAUUAUCAAAUCGAUAGUGUAGAUUUAUAGCUACAUUUCUUUUAAACAUUUUUUUCAGAAUUCAUUUUCUUCUGCAUGUGUAAAAGCAUAUAACUUUCUUAAGAAGGUAAAAUGUCAUUACAAUUCAUUUUUCUGCUAAAAAAUACAACCGUUGAGUGGCGGGUGACCCUUGAUAAAAUAAACAAAUAAAACGUACCGUUGAUAUAUUAUUUUAAAAUAUAUUUAAUUCACUUAAGUAAUUGACAUUCUGUAUAAAAAGUAUGGGGUUCAUGAAGUUGAUAUUUGGUUUAAGUUUAAGGUGGUGAUUUUAUAAUUAUUUCAUAUCAAUAUAACAUCCCUAAAAUGUACCAAUAUUUUCUGGCUAUACCAGGCGAAAGAGGGAUGGAGGAAAAAAAAAGGUUUUGUACUCAAGAAAUGAUAGAAGUCGGUAUCCUGAUGAUAAUGUGGGACGGGAUUAUCACUUUGAACAAUUCUCAUCAUCUGUCCAAAAUACUUUAUAGAAAAAUGUCUGAGAAUUCUAUAAAAACCUUGUUCUGAUAUAUGAAAUAUAAUAUUUGAAACCGGUCAUAAUAAACUUCAAUUUCAUCUAUCACAGAUGAUGGUGCCAAAACAAGUCACAUUCUAAACCUAUGAUAUUCUCAUGAGAAAAUAUCGCAAAAAGUUAAGCAUUCAGGACAAGAUUUUCAAAAUGGCAAACGGUUUAGAAAAUGUAUUUUCAAGUUGAAUACUGUAUAGUUAUAUAAAUAUCAUGAUCAUAAUUCUUUAUUAAAAAUAGUGUAAAAUAUUAA
Molecule: messenger RNA, 3139 nt
Organism: Lytechinus pictus (painted urchin)
Lineage: Eukaryota; Metazoa; Echinodermata; Echinoidea; Temnopleuroida; Toxopneustidae
Exons: 3
Coding region: 365-1897 (510 amino acids)
Source: RefSeq, a predicted model, not a curated record